Molecule: messenger RNA, 3237 nt
Organism: Corvus hawaiiensis (hawaiian crow)
Lineage: Eukaryota; Metazoa; Chordata; Aves; Passeriformes; Corvidae
Gene: RFK
Product: riboflavin kinase
Exons: 4
Coding region: 238-705 (155 amino acids)
Biological process (GO): FMN biosynthetic process; riboflavin biosynthetic process
Cellular component (GO): mitochondrion
Molecular function (GO): riboflavin kinase activity
Source: RefSeq, a predicted model, not a curated record
GCCCGCCCCACUCCGGCGGGGAUCUCAGUCCCCUGGCAAGGGAGGGCACACUGGGCAUGCGGGGCGGGCACGGCCAUUCUGGAGGGUGGCAGGAGCCGCCGGAGCGUUGUGUGGAUCGCAAGCCUGAGCGCGCAUUCUGAUUCCUCCCCUGUCGUUGGUAGCGCCCUGUGCGGGAGGCGGUGGUGAGCGGUGCAGCGGCGCGGCGGGCCCGCGGUGCCGGCGCCUUAGCGCGGGGCCAUGAGGCACCUGCCGUACUUCUGCCGCGGGGAGGUGGUGAAGGGCUUCGGCAGGGGCUCCAAGGAGCUGGGCAUUCCCACGGCUAACUUCUCUGAGCAAGUGGUUGAAAGCUUUCCACCUGAUAUCUCUACUGGUAUAUACUAUGGAUGGGCCUGUGUUGGAAACGGAGAUGUUCAUAAAAUGGUUUUGAGCAUAGGAUGGAAUCCCUUCUAUAAGAAUACUAAGAAAUCAGUGGAAACGCACAUUAUCCACACCUUCAAAGAAGACUUUUAUGGAGAAAUUCUUAGUAUAGUCAUAACAGGAUACAUUCGACCGGAAAAAAACUUUGAUUCCUUAGAUGCACUCAUUUCGGCAAUUCAGGAAGACAUUGAAGAAGCAAAAAGACAGCUAGAUCUACCAGAACAUCGUAAACUCAAAGAAGAUAACUUUUUUCAUCUGCCAGAAGGCAAAACAGUAAAUGAUAACUGAGAAAACCCAUGCAGCCUUUUUUCUUUUUAAUUUCUUUUUCUUAUUUUGUCCCCUGUCAUGGAGCUUUUAUGUUUGCACUGCUCUCUGAGAUACUUUUGUGUCAUAUGUUUGUUAGAUAACUGAGAUCACAACCAACCGUACAAGAUGAUAUCAAUUUUCUUUUGCCCAGUCAUACAAAAGAACUAGAAGGCUGUACUAUGUCCUUAUAGAUAAAUUGUGUAUCCUAAAGUUACUGGGUCUUUAGAGAUCUGAGCACAUUCAGAACAUGACCAAAGUUAAUUGUAACCCUAAGGUGUGGUUAGCUCAUUUAAUGAAGAAUGUCUGUUUUUAACAUAAUGUCAUUCCAGCUUAUUUUCCCAUUUUUUAUGUCAUUCUUAGAUCUGGAUUUUAGCUUAGAAAAUGUUGCUAUUGAUUGACUCAGAAAAUUCCUGCAGUUAGAUAUGAUUAGAUAACAAUAGCAAGAUUAAUUCUCUAUAGUUCUUGUUUUUUGUAUACUACAGCUGUUGUGGCUGAAGCUGUUAAUUUAAUUGAAAUUAUUUAUUUAAAGUUUAUUUGAAAUGGAAGAAAUCACUGUUGCUCAUUGUGUUGCUAGAAUCUGAGCUAUACCUCUUCACAGCUGACUGAAUUUAUGACAACAUGUGAUUUGUGUAGUUUAAUUCUGAAGAGGUGUUUCACUUAAUUUCAAAAAAUGAAUAAAAGUGUGAAAGUUUAUAAACUUUAAGGUUCAGGUGCAAAAGAUGCAGAAACAAUAUAACAAGACUUCUGCUCAUUGCACCUUAAAGGAAGAUAGGUAGUGAGACACAAAUUUGCAUUUUGUGUGCUGCUGGUAUUUUUCAUAGGAAAAUCUUGAGGUUAUUCACUGCACUGGCAGUAAAUGUCUGACUUCAAGGUUGGCAUUAUUGUAAGGCACAGAAAAAUCUCAUCAACACUCUGCACUAAGUGCAGGUAAGAGCCAAGGUUUUGGCAGACCCAGUAGAUGAAUACAAAUGAAAGCCUUUGGGGAUUUAUUGCAUAAUAUAUCAACUCUGUAGUGAAUAUUUGUUAUUUUUUACAAGUAGUUGCAGACAGUCCUACUCUGGAAUGUGGGGAUACAAGUGGGGGUUGGACUAGAUGAUCUCCGAAGAUCGCGUACAACCCUAACUAUUUUGUGAUAGAUAAGUGGAAGAAGUACUAUGAGUUGAUGGUAAUUUGAAAAAUACUUGCGAACUAUGUAAUACGUGAUUCAGUAUCUACUCCUCUUUUCCUGUGAUAAAUUUUUCUAUCCCUUGGUGAAUGGAACCAGGUUAGCUACAGUGACUGUCACAUUCAUAACUUUUUGACAUUGCUCUGUGAUGUGUCUGGCACAUAUUCUGAAAUUCAUAGUACUUCUUUGAAUAUGUCUCAGCUGUGAUUCUCUGUCUGAACUACGAUGUUCAAUAUGUAACGCACAAUUUCUGUAGUGAAAUCUGAUUAAUUUACUCCUUGUCCUGUUGUAUUCGAAUCCUACUUUUCACUCUAGAGUUUAAGAGAGUUUCAGCAAGGAAGCUCCUUUGGCUCUUUGUGGCAGGUGCUGUCAAGAUGAUAGUUUCACUUCAUAUUGUUUUAAAUUCUCGCUGGUAUCAUGGGCUGUUAUUAGGAUAGAGGUCUUGAGGAAAUCAAGGUCUUGUGUUUGCUCUUUAAGACUUCAGGAGAAAACUUGAUUUCUUUUAAAUGAAUUGUUCAUCAGUGCUGUUGAUAGCAGAGGCAGAUACAAUACAACUGGGAGAGAGGGACACGGGACAUGGGACAAUAUACUUUCUUUUCAAGAAGAAAAGUAAUUUAGUGGGCUUUUACUAAAUAAUGUGUUGGAAUGUAUUUCUAAAAAGUCUGUAAAAGAGUUGUCUUGCAAGAUCGAUGAUUGGAAUUUUAAAAAGGAGAGAUGAAAGGAGAAUUUUUUUUUGCAAAGAGUUUAUGCAUUCUUCAGAUUGUAGUAAUGUUAAAAUCAUACAUGUUACUACUCCUUUUAGAGAAUAAACAAAUGCCACGCUAGUCAACAGAAUAUGUUGUCAACAAUGGAUUGUUGUUUAUCAUGGUACUGUAGCUAAACACUCAUAGCUGCCUUUAAAGUUGAUUUUUGCCAGUAAUGUCAUGGGUCUGUUGUGGAAACUGGUGCCUUAAGCUGGUUCUGAAUAACACUUUUCUGUAUCUGGUAAUAAUUGCCACUACCAAAAAUUCAAUUCACCAUAGCUGUGCUAUGGAUAGAGAACAGUAGCAAAGGGAAAACUCGAAAGACUUAGUUCUCUCAAAUCCUGCCUGAGGUAUGAUAUAUGGAUACACUGAACUAAGAAACUGCUCUUUCUGUGUUUGUCUUCAAGUUAGAGUGUGUUACUACAUCCAUUUGCUGACCAUAUUAUUUAAGAGAAAAUGUUAUACAUCACUUUUUAAGCUCAAUACAUAAUUCUGAGCACAGUAUAAACUUUAUGAAGGAUUAUAUUUUUAUAUUAUGUACAAGUAGCUGUAUUUUGGUUGAUGUUGCUGCGCUGUACCAUUACUAAAGGAACUGUAAUCGACAAA